AUGCGACUCUAUUCUGCUCAGCUGAGUCAAGCGCUUGUUUCAAUGACGAAGGUAGCGGGAAAAGGUCUGGUUGACCGGGAGAGAUUUCCUCUUCAAACUUACCAAGGAGGUCGUUAUCACUCGCCUAUGGACUCAGUCUCAGCCUACCACCAACAACGCCCAGGUUCUUUUGCGCCUGGUCCCCCGAUCUCCGCGCACAACAACUUAGAUCAGUUUCACACCAGUCUCCAGUCUCCGCCUAGUCCCCCGAUCCGCACUCAGAAUCACUUGAAUCAGUCUUACACCAGUCCCCAAUCUCUUCUUCAUUCUUGGACGUGUGGUCAAAACCACGCUGUUCCUCAAAUUCCAGUCCAGUUUCAUGAAAGUCAUCAUACACGGAAUGACAGAAUAUUUCGACAAGCCUCCACAACAAAUGUUUCCGGCUCAACGCGAUUUAUUCCGCACAACAAGCCAGCUGACUCUUUCAACCACUAUGACGCCGCCAACUGUCUACAGAGCCUGGCUACAGCCGCUGUACUUCAACCUGCAGGUACAAAAUCUAAACGGAAAAGCUUGGAAGGACUUGAGUCUCAAAGUAAGCGUCAACGGACGGUAUUACAUCAGACAUCACCAGCUGAAGAAAAGAGAUCGGUUGAGGAGAUUACGCUAGCUGAGGACGAGACAUCGGUUGAAGAGGAUAAGCUAGCUGAGGACGAGACGUCGGUUCAAGAGGAUAAGCCAGCUGAGGAAGAGACAGCUCAGACGCCAGAUAAAGAAGAGAAACCGGUCGAAGAGCCGAUUAAGGACGAGAUUGUGUGCGCCUCAAGGACAGUCAUUAGUAUCGCAGGCUUCACUCGUUAA
Molecule: messenger RNA, 840 nt
Organism: Podospora anserina S mat+
Lineage: Eukaryota; Fungi; Ascomycota; Sordariomycetes; Sordariales; Podosporaceae
Exons: 1
Coding region: 1-840 (279 amino acids)
Source: RefSeq, a predicted model, not a curated record